This is a messenger RNA of Centropristis striata (black sea bass), 4048 nucleotides long. RefSeq names its product TBC1 domain family, member 20 (gene tbc1d20). NCBI's taxonomy places the organism in Eukaryota, Metazoa, Chordata, Actinopteri, Perciformes, Serranidae. The coding region runs from base 355 to 1581 and encodes 408 amino acids. The transcript is spliced from 8 exons. Gene Ontology annotation, molecular function: GTPase activator activity. The record is from RefSeq and is a predicted model, not a curated record. Gene Ontology annotation, cellular component: endoplasmic reticulum membrane. Gene Ontology annotation, biological process: endoplasmic reticulum to Golgi vesicle-mediated transport; positive regulation of GTPase activity.
GGCUAGCUAAAGCUGGUGUCUCCUAUUGGUCGCUUCCGCUCCGUCAGUGUAAACAUGUAGCCCUUGCACCGGUGUAACCGUAUUGCUGUUAAGCGGCGUUUCCUAAUUGUAAACCACCCCGUCAGUAGUCCGAUUAAUGAUGGCUGUGUCGCUGAAAAUAGCAGUUUCGGAACCAGGGCAGUGUAGUGUUAGCUUGAUAACUAGCUAACACUGAAUAGCUAGUUAGCUAACGAUCGGGCCGUGUUUGUAUGAGGCUGGCCUUGCUAAUUAGACAGCUAGCUUCCAAUUGACAGCCACGAAGCUGUAAAUCGAGGUUAGCCAAGCAACGGAGAAUGGCAAAAUAUGUGAUUUAGCAUGGACACAUCAAGAAGUGAAGAAAAAAUGAAUAAAUCUAGAAGUGCUGGUGCUUCGUCACCUGCGAAUGGAAAACAGGGCAACGACUGGGACAGCAAACGGAAGAGGAAAAUUGCGGACAUCACACAGGCCCUGAGUGUGAGUCCAGUGGAUGUGGCUGCUCUGAGGAGGAUGGCUAUCAGUGAAGGCGGUCUGCUGACUGAUGAGCUACGCUGUCAAGUCUGGCCGAGGCUUCUCAACGUCCCUCCUCACGUCCUGGAACAGGAGCCAGAAAAGGUAGAGCGGGAGAAUAACAAGGACUACAACCAGGUGCUGCUGGAUGUCCAGCGGUCGCUGCGAAGGUUCCCACCUGGUAUGCCAGAUGAGCAGAGGGAGGGUCUCCAAGAAGAACUAAUUGACAUCAUCCUCCUAGUUCUGAAACGCAAUCCCCAGCUGCACUACUACCAAGGAUACCAUGACAUUGUUGUCACCUUUUUACUGGUCCUGGGAGAGCGCCUUGCAACUGCUCUUGUGGAAAAGCUCUCCACACACCACCUCAGGGACUUCAUGGACCCUACCAUGGACAACACAAAACACAUUCUUAACUAUUUGAUGCCCAUCAUUGAGAGGGUUAACCCUGAGGUGCAUGACUUCAUGCAACAGGCUGAGGUCGGGACAGUCUUCGCUCUCAGCUGGCUGAUCACCUGGUUCGGCCACGUCCUGUCAGACUUUCGCCAUGUUGUUCGGUUGUAUGACUUCUUCUUGGCCUGCCAUCCAUUGAUGCCCAUCUACUUUGCUGCUGUGAUCGUACUGUACAGAGAAGAGGAGGUGCUGGAGUGUGAAUGCGAUAUGGCCAUGGUUCAUCAUCUACUGUCUCAGAUUCCUCAGGAUCUGCCCUAUGAGACACUCAUCAGCCGAGCAGGAGACCUCUUUGUCCAGUUCCCUCCAUCUGAACUGGCCAGAGAGGCUGCCUCACAUGACAGCAUGGCCGCCUCUACCUUUAAGGACUUUGACCUUGCAUCCACUCAACAGCGACCAGACUCUGUCCUCCGUCGCCGACGCAGACAGAAACAGGCUGCGCUGGAGAGCUCGGCUGCAAACGCAGUAGCGGCUGUGGCUCAACCUUCAGCAGCACGGCGGUUUGUUCGAUUGGCUGUUAUGGGUCUCACGGUGGCUUUAGGGGCAGCAGCUCUGGCUGUGGUCAACACGGCCCUGGAGUGGGCCCCCAAACUGGACUUGUUUCCUUGAACUGCUCCUCUUUAACCCUAUGCUCCAACAUGUCUGUCCUUGACUGAAUCUAGCUGAUGGGUCUUUACCAAGAACUCUUUAAUGAAUGAAACCUUGCAGUCGAAAACACUGUCUGGAGUGAACUCUUUAAGCUGAACCAGAUAACGCUCCUCUUUCGUCUUCUAGGAUGUGUCUUAACAUCCAAUGUAGGGCUUCUCAGGCUCCGGCUGAAGGCCCUGUUUAUGACUCCUGGAGAGUGCACCAGUAUAACAGCAACAACCGCUGGUGUUCUGAAAUGAAGAAUCCAUCCUGCUAAAUUGAAGAGACUGUUUUUUAAGAACUAUAACUGAUGGUGUCAUUAUUAAAGUUUAUUUAUAUUUGGUAUUAGGAUAAUCUGAUAUUGAGUUAUGCUCACAGAGAUUUAUGCUGAAAGCUUGGUGGACUCACUACACUUGAAACUGCUGCCAAUUAAGAGAGCUGGAGUGAAUGUAUGUGUGUGUGUGAGCGUGAGUAUGCGUGUGUGUGGUCGCAACCCAUUUGUUAUCUAUUUGAUACCUGGACUGAGACCAAAUAGAGGAUUGUUAGAAUCCUCUUUUUGUAUAAUUUACAGUUUAAUUUAUAGGUAUGUUAGCAGCUGUAUAGCGAUAUGGUGAUAACACACAGGCACUUUUUAAGGUCACCAUCUUAUUAUGUUUUAGCUAAUUUUGUCCCUUUUUUAAGUUGUUCGAAUAAGUCUUUUUAGUCAAGAAAACAAAUCUUCCUUUCUGGGACCGAGUAUCUUUGAAACAUGUCAACAGUUGUCGCCCUUGACUACACAUUUUAAUUUUGGCUAAACUUAUCUGUAAGAAGUUUUAAACAAUAUGCUAUUGGUGUUAUCUAAGUAAAUAUAUUGUAGCCUACUUGAGAUGUAAUUUUGUACCUCAAGACGUCUGAGGAUUAGGCCCCCAGAGUAGAGUACAGCUUUCAUAGUGCAGGAAGUAAAAAAUUAACAAUGUCGAAUUUGUUUUAUUUGAGCUUUCUACUUAAUUGUUUGGUUGCACAACCUUAAAAUAAGUCUGUAUUUCAUGGCCUCUAACGACUAUGGUAUGCUUUCUGGGUCACUUUGUCCUGGAGUAGAUGAUUAAAUAUCCUUAUAGUUUAGUAACACACUCACUCAAUGCCUGGUAAAAGGAAAUAUCAGAGCUGGGAACAACGGCAACUAAAAUAAGGGGAUACUGCAGUCAGCUAAGGACCCAGUUUGCACUGACUGCAUCAGUUUUGCAAAAUCACUUUAAAAUUAGUUUGAUAGUUGCUUUUCUCACUCCUAAUGUACGGGUGUUCCAGUAAGAAAAAAAGCUCCACAGCCUUCAAAUGAAUGCUGUCCAAGGUUUUUUUUUGUUUUCAACACGAAUUUAGCUUUAACACAUGACAUUUAGUAAGUUGGGUUCCUUUGAGUGUAGCAUUUGCAUUUCCGAUGCAGUCCAGCUCAUUCCAAUGUUCCAGUCAUUUUCAUUCAAUCACAUAUUUAAAAUAAUAGGGGUUUGCUUAGGUUUCAGUGGUGUGGCACUCACCUGAAUAGCCAAGACUUAUCAGGAAAUACAUAGCAAAUACUUUGCCAGAGCACUUCAGUCUAAGAUAGUGAAUUUGGUUUGUCUGUAGGGCUGUACCGAAUAGUUCAAAGCAUUAUUGAAGUUAAGAUAAAAACACUAAAUCGACAAUUCAAUGGUUGUUUGUUUUUUGUAUGUCUAUUCAUUACAUUUAAACCCAAUACUUGUGCACAAUUGCAGAUGAAGAUACACUAAUAUUAUUAUUUUAGUAUUUAUUAUUAUUAUUGAAUUGGAUCGUUUCUGAGUCUUGUGACUUUUUCAGUUACUACACCAUAGCAGUACAAUAAGUUCCAUUUAUAAAAAAAUGUAUCUGAUUUUUUUGGUGAUAUUAUAAAACAAGGUGGGACAUUUAAAGCUUCAUUCGAAAACCUCAAUAGAAGCUUUGGGUUCAAAAAAAUGUUUGUUUAAAAAAAACAAAAACAACAGGCCAUUCGGUACAGCCAUAGUUGUCUAUAAUCUUUAUGAUGUAUUUUGCCUCACAGAAUAUCUUCAGAAUUAUUGACUUAGUUCUAGGUCACCUACAUUGUACGACACAACAACCAGUCAGCUAAAGAGGUUUCACUUCAAUUGUUUUUGCUGUAUGUGGAACUGAAUACUUGAACAUCCCAUUCCUAGAUUACGAUUGAUCGGUUUAUUGCCUUCGCAGUGAACCACUGAUUCGGCUGCUACCAACUGAUCAAAAUGAAGGUGACCUGGAACAUGUCCAAGGACGCUCUGAGGUGCCUGAGAGUGUAGUUAUUCAGCAGUAUUAUAAUGCACCAUGUAUCUGCACUCAGUGGUUUUCAUUUAUUGUCAUUGCACUAAAUGAUUUAUCUGCCUUUUAUGUUUAUUUUGUUAUAAUAAAAUUGUCAUACUAAUGUAAAGUUGUACAUGAGAAUGCUAAUAAACUAGAGUGAAAAUGA